AUGGCAAGGCAAGCUCUACGAGUGUUCGAUAAUCAUCACAUUCUCAACUCCCUUGAUACAACUACUACUUCUCUUUCACAAACGCGUCAAGCUCACGCCCAAAUCCUCCGAUCAGGCCUUUUUAUCGAUACCCAUUUCACCACAAAGCUUCUUUCUCUCUACGCCAAUCACCUCCGCUUCUCAGAAGCCAACCUCCUCAUUAACUCCAUUGAAAACCCAGAUGUCUUCUCUUUCUCCACCCUCAUUCACGCUUACCCAAAGCUCGGUCGUUUUGGUGAUGCCAUUGUUUUAUUUUCUCGUAUGAUAUCUCAUGGGUUACUGCCUGAUACCCGUGUCGUUCCUUCUGUUAUUAAAGCUUGUAGUGGGCUAUCGGAUUUGCGAGCUGGGAAACAGGUUCAUGGGUUUUGUGUAGCUUCUGGGCUUUGUCAAGAUUCGUUUGUUCAGUCUUCUUUGAUUCAUAUGUACGUAAAAUGUAGUCAGCUGAGAUAUGCACACAAAAUGUUUGAUUUAAUGAUUCAACCAGAUGUUGUCUCGUGUAGCGCUUUGGUUUCGGGUUAUGCUCGACAAGGGUAUGUGAGUGAAGCCAAAAUGGUGUUUGGUAGAAUGGGAGAGUUGGGAAUUGAGCCUAAUUUGGUAUCUUGGAAUGGCAUGGUGGCAGGAUUUAACCAAAGUGGACAUCAUUUGGAGGCUGUGAUGAUGUUUCAGAAAAUGUACUUUUUUGGUUUUAAGCCUGAUGGAACAACUAUAUCGAGUGUUCUUCCUGCUGUUGGGGACUUGGAAGAUCUUUUGGUUGGUGUUCAGAUACAUGGGUGUGCAAUUAAACAGGGUCUUGGAUCAGAUAAGUGCAUUGUUAGUGCCCUGAUAGAUAUGUACGGGAAAUUUGCAUGCACUAUGGAGAUGUCACAGGUGUUUGAUGAAAUGCCUCAUACUGAUUUAGGUGCUUAUAAUGCUUUGGUUUCAGGGUUUGCUAGAAAUGGUUUAACUGAUGAGGCACUUGAAGCAUUUAAGCAGUUAAAAGAUCAAGGAUUGGAAUUGAAUGUUGUUUCUUGGACGUCAAUCAUAGCUUGCUGUUCACAACAUGGAAAAGAUGUUGAAGCUCUUGAGCUUUUCAGAGAGAUGCAAGAUUCUGGAGUGAAACCGAAUGCUGUAACGAUCCCUUGCUUACUUCCAGCAUGUGGAAACAUUGCAGCAUUGAUGCACGGGAAGGCAGCACACGGAUUCUCAAUUAGAAAAGGGAUUAUGGAUGAUGUUUAUGUGGGAAGUGCUUUAAUUGACAUGUAUGCCAAUUGUGGAAGGAUACGAUCCGCUCGGCUUUGUUUUGAUAGGAUGCCAGUUCGUAAUAUAGUUUGUUGGAACACAAUCAUGGGAGGCUAUGCAAUGCAUGGAAACGUAAAUGAAGUUAUUGAAAUAUUCCAGUUGAUGCAGAAAAGUGAGCAAAAACCAGACCUUAUAACUUUCACUUCUCUGUUGUCUGCAUGUAGCCAUAGCGGUUUAACAGAAGAAGGUCAACGGUAUUUCGAUAGCAUGACAAAAGAACAUGGAAUUAAACCGAGGGUGGAGCAUUAUGCGUGUUUGGUCACCCUUCUUGGGCGUGCGGGUAAGCUCAAAGAAGCUUAUUCUACCAUCAAGCAAAUGCCUUUUGAGCCCGAUGCUUGUGUUUGGGGGGCUUUACUUAGUUCUUGUAGAGUUCACCAUAAUCUGACCUUGGCUGAAGUGGCUGCCCACAAAUUAUUUGAAUUAGAACCAAAUAAUCCCGGGAAUUAUGUUCUAUUAUCUAACAUUUAUGCAUCUAAAGGAUUAUGGAAAGAGGUAGAUAGAGUGAGGGAUUUGAUGAAGUCCAUGGGAAUGAGGAAGAAUCCUGGAUGUAGUUGGAUUGAGAUCAAGAACAAGGUGCAUAUGCUUUUAGCUACGGAUAGAUCUCAUCCUCAAAUGGCCCAAAUAUUAGAAAAGAUGGAAACUUUAAGCAUGGCAAUGAAGAAAUUAGGGUAUUUGCCGGUUACUUCAUAUGUACUACAAGAUGUCGAAGAUCAGGAAAAGGAGCAUAUUCUUUGUGGGCAUAGCGAAAAAUUGGCCGUGGUACUUGGUCUUCUGAAUACUUCCCCAGGGUCAACGCUUCAAGUGAUCAAAAACCUCAGAAUUUGUGGGGAUUGUCAUACCGUUAUAAAAUUUAUAUCGAGCUUUGAACACAGAGAAAUAUAUGUUAGAGACACAAAUCGUUUUCAUCACUUCAAAGAUGGACUGUGUUCAUGUGGGGAUUAUUGGUGACUGAUAUAUGCAGGUUUCAUGAGAAAGUGAGUUCAAAAUGAGUGGAAACUUACGUUGUGAAAGAGAGAAGAUUUGUUGUAAUUGUAGCGUAAGUGAAGGUUGCAGUUGCGUUGAUGAUCAUGGCACUCCAAGAAACACACAUCCAAACAGUAACAGCCAUGCAGAUUCUGAAGCCGGAUGAUAUUGCUUACAUGCAGUAGGGAGUGGCCGAUAAAUACUUUCCAGGUGUUCAUCUAACUUCAUUUCUUUUGAGAAAUCAUUUUGAUCAUGCUUUAGAUGCUAGGAUAGUUGGAUUGAUGUGCUCUUUUAAUUUGAAAUGAAUGACUGAAA
Cynara cardunculus var. scolymus (artichoke) is the source of this 2595-nucleotide messenger RNA. RefSeq names its product pentatricopeptide repeat-containing protein At1g20230. Gene Ontology annotation, molecular function: zinc ion binding; protein binding; RNA binding. The record is from RefSeq and is a predicted model, not a curated record. The transcript has 2 exons. Gene Ontology annotation, biological process: RNA modification. NCBI's taxonomy places the organism in Eukaryota, Viridiplantae, Streptophyta, Magnoliopsida, Asterales, Asteraceae. Bases 1 to 2265 code for a protein of 754 amino acids.